AUGGCGACCGCAACCGCCCCCCCACGCGCCUCUGUUUGCGAGUGUUUCGCGUCUCGUCUUCUUUAUGCAACUCAGCGUCGACGGCCUCACGCGUCGCCUCCCGCGUGUAGAGUGUCCCUCGUGGCGCUUCUAUGCCUGGCUUCGGCCUUCUUCUCGGCAGCUGGUCUCCAGCUGUCCCAGCCGCCGUCGCCCAACACGCUCGCGUCUUCCCGGACGGCGGCGUUCAUCUCCGUCAGUCCGCAUGUCUCUCUCUCGUCUUCCACGUGCCAAAACGCCAGCGACAGCAGCACAGUCCUCGCCUCGAGCUCUUCAUCGGCUCGUAGGCCACGCGCCGCGCCGCCCACGUGUUCUACGCCCCUUCAGGGCAGGCGGAAGAGACGCGAAGGCGCCACGCAGCCGGUCCAGUCGCUGUACGCGAGCGAGAGGGGCGGCAGCGCGGACGGGUCACGAGGAGGGCUGAGUCGGCUGCACGCCGGCGCCUCUGGCGAGCUCGCGGGCGCAGUCCAGGAGAUCCUGAUGCCUGCGCUGUCCAGCACGAUGAAGGAGGGGAAGAUCGUGUCGUGGGCAAAGCAAGUGGGAGAUCGCGUCGAGCCUGGGGAUGUGCUGAUGGUAGUGGAGAGCGACAAAGCCGAUAUGGAUGUCGAGGCAUUCGACUCCGGUUUUGUGGCUACGCACCUGGUACGCGAAGGCGAAGCCGCUCCGGUCGGCACUCCUGUCGGGCUGCUGGCUGAGCGAGAGGAAGACAUUCCGCUAAUCCAAGACAAAGGAAUGUCCAUUCUCUCUUCGGGUACAUCGUCUUUGACGCCGUCGCCGGUCAGCGAGCUGCUUAUGCCUUCGUUGUCUCCAAGCAUGAAGACGGGGCAUAUUGCUGUCUGGAAAAAGAAAGAAGGCGACCGCGUGAAGAAGGGCGAAGUGUUGUUCAUCGUGGAAAGCGACAAAGCCGAUAUGGACGUGGAGGCGCCCCACGACGGUGUCUUGGCGCACAUCGCGGUGGGCGCAGGCGUGUCGACGUCUCUGGGCACAGUCGUAGGAUACCUGGCCGCAGAUGCCGAGUCUGCCUCUGCUUUCAAGCAGCAGGUCUCAGCUUCGCCUUCGUCCUUUGGCGAGGCAAUCGAGAAUCCGUCCAGAAUGCCCGAGGGCACUCAGGAAAUCUUCAUGCCUGCACUCUCUUCCACGAUGACCAGCGGCAAAAUCUCCAAGUGGAACAAGGCCGUGGGAGACGAAGUGCAUGUCGGCGAUACUUUGAUGGUGGUCGAGAGCGACAAAGCCGAUAUGGAUGUGGAAUGUUUUGAAGAAGGCUACUUGGCUGCCAUAACUGUUCAAGAAGGCGAAUCUGCGCCUGUGGGCCAGACUGUGGCCAUUGUCGUGCCCUCCAAGGAUGACGUCCCGAAAGUGCAGGAGGCCCUCAAGCAGGCCGCGUCUCCGCGCGCUCUCUCGCCGUCGCCCCCCGCCUCCCCGCUACCUUCGGUCGCCCUUCCUUCCUCUCCCGCGUCUUCGCCUGCAGCGGCUGCUCGAGCGUCGCCCGCUGCUCAGGAGCCGAGGGGACUGAGUGCUACGGGGGUUCGCACGGAGGCGUUUAGGCGGCACACCGCGGCGCUGGAGAGCUGGACGGCUCCGCCUGUAGACCAAGACGUGAAAGAUCAGCUGCCCGGGGGCUUGACUGGAGCCGAUCUGCAGCAAGAGCUGCUUCGGCGCAUCCAAGACACGCUGCCGGCUACUGCCGCCGCCCUCCAGGAGAAGCCUCAAAUCCAGCAGGCCCUGAUGGACCGCGUCAACCUCAGAGUCCCUCCGCCGCACACCCUGCGCGUCGCCCAGGCGCCGCCGCCGUAUCUGCAGAGAGCAGUCAGCACCUACGGUGGCGGCCACGCAGGGGCUGCUGAAAAGACAGACCCCCGUGGGAGCCGGACGUCAGCCACAGGUGUAGCGCGAGAUCCAUCUGGGCUGCCGCUUGCCACUUUCAACGCCAGUGAACUAGCGAAGAAACACAAACUUAACUUGGAGGAAGUCAGAGGGACGGGAACGAAUCGGCGCAUCACAGCGGCCGACGUCCGCCGUCACCUCCAACUCCCCUCUGAAGAGGCCACCAUCCUCGCCGGAGUGACAGGCGAGGCACGGAAAACGACUGAACGCAUGUCAGGCGUCCCUCCAACCGGGUCGGUCGCGCUCGAUACAAUGCAGAAGGCUAUCGCCAGGAACAUGGAAGCAACAGUGAACGUUCCUGUCUUCAGAGUCUCGCGAGGCAUUUAUGUGGAGAAGCUCGAGGCGCUGCUUCACGAGCUGAAGCAGGUCGUGGCGGAGCAAAACGCAGCUGCGGUCGCCGCGGAAGGCGAGGACGCGGUCCAGCAUCCUCCGGUGACAAUGAGUGUCCUCCUGGCUAAAGCUGUCGCUCUCACCCUGCAGAAGCACCCGAUCAUGAAUGCUGCAUUCAACCCCCGCGACGGAGGCGUCAUCCAGCAUCCGGGCACGGUCAAUUUGGCAAUGGCAGUUUCCAUCGACGGAGGUCUUCUGACUCCUGUCCUUCGCGACGUUAACACGAAAUCGGUCUUUGAGCUGGCCAAAGACUGGUCAGGUCUAGUCGAUAAGGCGAGGAAGCGUCGCCUGACUCCGGCUGAAAACAGCACAGGCACGUUCUACAUCAGCAACCUGGGUAUGUUUGGCGUCAGCCAAUUUGACGCCGUCUUGCCAACCGGCGUCGGAACGAUCAUGGCCAUCGGAGCAACGGAGACUGUCCCAUUCGCCCGGAAGACAGGUGCCGUAGAGGCCUCGGCGUCCCGACUUGAUCUUCGUCGUCGGAUGACCGUGACCGUCACGUGCGACCACCGCCACAUAUACGGAUCUCAUGCGGCUGCAUUCCUCGAGGAUUUCGCCACUCUUCUAGAAACACGUCCGUCUGCGUUACUCCUUUAG
Molecule: messenger RNA, 2907 nt
Organism: Besnoitia besnoiti
Lineage: Eukaryota; Apicomplexa; Conoidasida; Eucoccidiorida; Sarcocystidae
Product: pyruvate dehydrogenase complex subunit PDH-E2
Exons: 11
Coding region: 1-2907 (968 amino acids)
Biological process (GO): pyruvate decarboxylation to acetyl-CoA
Cellular component (GO): pyruvate dehydrogenase complex
Molecular function (GO): dihydrolipoyllysine-residue acetyltransferase activity
Source: RefSeq, a predicted model, not a curated record